This is a messenger RNA of Aedes aegypti (yellow fever mosquito), 2921 nucleotides long. RefSeq lists its product as uncharacterized. The transcript has 3 exons. The record is from RefSeq and is a predicted model, not a curated record. NCBI's taxonomy places the organism in Eukaryota, Metazoa, Arthropoda, Insecta, Diptera, Culicidae. Bases 498 to 2846 code for a protein of 782 amino acids.
UCUGUCUUUCGCUAGCUAUUAUCAUCCUCAGUGUACGAGGAAAAAUAACGGGUCGGGAAUUCGAUUCCUUGGUCAACUUUUACGCGGCACGUCAGUUAAUCGGAAGCCACGACAAUGGAUAGGUGCCUCUAGGAAGGGGGCUCAUCGGCCUGUUCCCGAUAGUGUUGAAAGCUACAGAAACUCCUUGUCAUCACCACCGGACGAACGUUGAGUGCGAUAAGAAGCCGAAGUCUCGAUUGGUACCCUCCGGGAGAGAUAUCGAUUUAUGGCAUUAUUUCCCAUUGACCAGUGCAAUCGUGACAGUGACGGGGCGAUGAUACCCGCGAAACGUAGCAAUUGAACGAAGAUAUCUACGAGUGAACCCAAAUCGAACCGAAGAAAAGUGUGUGUUGUGAAGCUUGGGGGACGACAGGUGUUCGUGAUCGACAGUGAACAGCGAAAAGUUAAUUAAAAAAGAAAGUCUCCAGUGAACAGUCAGUGUAGCGCGAGGUCACACCAUGCAGCACCUGUCCCUGCUGACGGCCGGCUGGAGCUACAUUCCAGCCGGUUUAACGUUCGGCUACCUGUUAAUGUUACCUUCGAAUGUCCACAUCUACAACGAAACCAUGUUCUGGCCGUUCAUCGUGACCAUAAUUGCGCUGCUCAUUUCGGUGGCGAUUACCAACGGCCUGAAGCUCAACUUCCGGAAGUGCCAAUUUGUGCAUCUGUACGUGAUGUUCGCCGGGGCGCUGCUCUUCCUGGCCUCCGGGCUGAUGUUUUUGUUACUGAAAGAUGUCGUUCCCGCCAUCUAUUUGGGUGCGUGCGGUCUUGGCUUGACGCUGAUACCAGGUCUCAGCCUGUGCCACAUCCGCGCUCCCGGACGCUGGCGCCCAUUGUACAUGGGUUUGUGCUAUUUCUGGUUCCUGGCGGGACUUGCGGCCACGUCGACCAUUUUCCUGCACAACAUUUCAAUCGAAAUCACCAUUACCGAAACGGUGCACACCGACUAUUCGAUUUGCGUCAUGACUGCGGCCAUAUUCACGAUCCUGCUGGUGGCGAUCAACGAAAUGCUGCAGCGAGAGGGAAUUGUGGACUACAAGAAGCCGUUGGACUUCGAUACGGACAUUGCCCACGAGAGCGGGAAGCUGAUGGGCCAGGGCGAGGGAAGGAAUUUGUAUAACAAUUUUACGACGACCUCCGUUCCGGCAAACGGGACUGGCGCGAAUCAGUGGACUUCAUCAACCGAGCACAUCAUUAUGAGAGGCGUUGGCAGUAGAAAGAACUAUCACAAGCUGUGGGUGCUUUACAUGAUCUUCACAAAAUUGCAGGGGUUCAUCGCAUUCUACUGGAUAUUCGUUUACCAUGCUAUGCUUCUGGUGAGUGAAAACUUGUUCGGUACACUGUAUGGCUAUGCUGUGUUCUGGUUCAUGACAGCGGGAGCUUUGCUGGGAUGUUUGGCGAUGAUUGUGUUGAGUACUAAGAUAGUUUAUAUGGUCUCUUCGUUGUUGCAUACCGUUGGAUUGAUCCUUGCAAUAUCAUUCUAUCAUUCGGAUAUAGAGAGUAGAUUCAAAAUCAUGGCAAUAUCGCUCUUGGUGUUUUAUACAUUCAUCGGAGCAUCGUUGGUCACACCAGCGAUCAAUAUCUUAGAGUUAUCGCCAUUGAACUUUAACGAAUCGUUUUUGGCGGUAGGUUCAAUUGUAGAGCUGAUUGGGAUCGCUUUGAUGCAAUACUUCGCAAUGAAGGAUAAUACAUUACUCGGAGUAGGUGAAAAUGGCGAUGAAGUUGUUUCGGCGCACUAUAUUUCGAUGAUCGUUCUUAGCGUGCUCUUGCAAGUGAUCGUUCUUUGGCACAUGCCGAACACCUUUAAGAAAUCGCUUGCCGAAAUCAAUUCUGACCUAAACAGGAUGACAUCGUAUUUCGCGUUUAGCAGAAUGAUGGUCCCAGUGACUCAACACACGGCCACGGCGCGAACUUUCGCCGAAAGUGUGACCUCCGAACAUCCCGAACAGGAAGAAAACCGUUUGAGCACCAGAAAUGGCCAUCUGGCCACACGGUACAAUGAGCGAAGUGAUGACAGCACUGGUGAUAGACACAGUCCUUACAACGAUUUUUCCGAAACCAGACACAACCGGCGAACCAUGGUUGACCGCGCUCAAUCUCCCGUAGUGGAGGAACGAGAAGAUCCCUUCCUACAAGAGCAACUUCAGCGUCAACACGAACGCAACUACAUUCAUUCAAGACAGCAGCACUACCAAUAUCAAGCUCGCGAAUCGCCAGAAUCCCAGCAAUACAGCUAUCGCCCCGAACGACAAUCAGACUACCGUCAAUCACGGUACCUCCCCGAGCCAGAAGACUACCCGCAGGAACGUGCCAUAGACAGUCAGCCAAUCCGCUACAAUCCGCCCCUUCUCUCCCGUCAUCAGUACUACGAAGAAUACAGUCAAGAACGUCAGCAGAAACCGCCCACUCCGCAACCGAAACCCCUCCCCACCCGGCAACCCUCCAUGACUCCGUCCGACAGCCAAUCCCCGGCGCCAAGUUUGAUCCGGAGGACGGCCAAUCCAUCGGCCACGGUAAAAUCCGAACCCGGUUACGUCUCCCGGCCCCGACUUCUGGCGCAGAAAAGUGAAGCACCGGCCCCACCUCCACUACCUCCCGCGGAUUACCUCACCAAAUCCUUACCGAGGAUCAAACCGGACCGGCAGCAGUCCCGGGAGAGCAUCCACCCGGUGCUGAUACCGAAACCGCCCAAACCGGAGGAGGACAUCGUUCCCGGGGUGGAGUACUCGAGUAAUCUGCGACCUUCCGAGUUCCUGCGGCAGACACGGCAGUCCGAGAUGUUCCGCAAGUCGCAAGCGUUGACGUGAGAUGGCGCCGGUUCCGAUAAUCGGAUUAGGGUAAGACAAUUUCUAUGGAUAAUAAAACCGUUGUGACAAUUGGUA